Messenger RNA from Cryphonectria parasitica EP155, 843 nucleotides. RefSeq lists its product as uncharacterized. NCBI's taxonomy places the organism in Eukaryota, Fungi, Ascomycota, Sordariomycetes, Diaporthales, Cryphonectriaceae. The record is from RefSeq and is a predicted model, not a curated record. The transcript has 2 exons. The coding region runs from base 1 to 843 and encodes 280 amino acids.
AUGUUCUCCUCCCUCACCAACAUCACAGACUUCGCCUCCGCCUUCCACAAAGGCACGAAACACUUCUUCACCUCCCGAACCCUCGGCCCAGGCGGCAGCGGCAUCUACGGCCCCGCGUCCUACCUCGUCCACCCCACGCUCCCGAACCACACCAUCUACACACCCCACCCGAGCGCCCUGGCCCAGGAUGAGAAACUCCCUGUGCUCGUGUGGGCGAACGGCAUGGGGCUGGCCUGGGGUUUGAUGUUUGGCUGUUUCCUGCGGGAGAUUGCCUCGCAUGGGUAUGUUGUGAUUGCCAACGGCGGGCCUGGGGACGAGGGGACGUGGUCUGGCCUGGGGAGGCUGCAGCAGGUGGACGAGGGGGCCAUGUCGCAUGUGGACGGGUCGCGGAUUGCGCUGGCGGGGCAGAGCAAAGGAGCCAUCGAUGCGUAUGCCGCGGCAGCAGUGCUGAGGGCGAAAGCCAAGGCGGAGGGGGCUACAGACAGGGUGAAGACGGUCGGCGUGUUCAACUCGGGGUUGAUCUUUCGGCCGGCGGACAAGGUGGAGCAGGUCAAAGGGUUGACGGUGCCGGUGUUUUUCUUCAUCGGCGGUCCUGCGGAUCUGGCGCAUCGGAAUGCCGAGAUGGACUGGGACUUAUUGCCUGGGGAUUUGCCAGCUUGGAUGGGGAAUCUAGAUGUUGGUCAUAUGGGUACGUUUUAUGAUGAGGAUGAGAAGGGAGGCACAUUUGGGCGGGCUGCAGUGGACUGGUUGGAUUUUGUGUUGAAGGGGGAUGAGGGCGCUAGGAAGAGGAUGGUGGAGGAGUAUAGGCAUGGAGGAUGGAAGGUCAGAUCGCAGAAUCUGUGA